AUGGUCGAGCAGCUACCUCCAGGCAUUACAGCCACACAAAAACCCAAGGGCCCCGUUGCAGAUGGCGGCCUGGAUGAGAAAUGCCGGUUUCAGGGAGGUAGAGUCACGACUCCUGACAUUACCUAUGUGCGGAUGGUCAAGAGAUGGAGUGGGAAUGCGCUGACCCAUACGCUCUCAGGGGAUCGCGACAAGGCCAUCGGGGAAGACAACGUUGAGAACAUACAGGAACUUCUGCACUCGCUUGCUCUGUAUCCUAUGACUCGAUUGAACGGGUUUGUGACACCUGACGAGGAGCUGAAGUCGAUGAUGCUAACAUGA
This is a messenger RNA of Geosmithia morbida, 318 nucleotides long. RefSeq lists its product as uncharacterized. The record is from RefSeq and is a predicted model, not a curated record. The transcript has 2 exons. NCBI's taxonomy places the organism in Eukaryota, Fungi, Ascomycota, Sordariomycetes, Hypocreales, Bionectriaceae. The coding region runs from base 1 to 318 and encodes 105 amino acids.